Molecule: messenger RNA, 1062 nt
Organism: Armigeres subalbatus
Lineage: Eukaryota; Metazoa; Arthropoda; Insecta; Diptera; Culicidae
Product: octapeptide-repeat protein T2-like
Exons: 1
Source: RefSeq, a predicted model, not a curated record
GAGAGAGAGAGAGAGAGAGAGAGAGAGAGAGAGAGAGAGAGAGAGAGAGAGAGAGAGAGAGAGAGAGAGAGAGAGAGAGAGAGAGAGAGAGAGAGAGAGAGAGAGAGAGAGAGAGAGAGAGAGAGAGAGAGAGAGAGAGAGAGAGAGAGAGAGAGAGAGAGAGAGAGAGAGAGAGAGAGAGAGAGAGAGAGAGAGAGAGAGAGAGAGAGAGAGAGAGAGAGAGAGAGAGAGAGAGAGAGAGAGAGAGAGAGAGAGAGAGAGAGAGAGAGAGAGAGAGAGAGAGAGAGAGAGAGAGAGAGAGAGAGAGAGAGAGAGAGAGAGAGAGAGAGAGAGAGAGAGAGAGAGAGAGAGAGAGAGAGAGAGAGAGAGAGAGAGAGAGAGAGAGAGAGAGAGAGAGAGAGAGAGAGAGAGAGAGAGAGAGAGAGAGAGAGAGAGAGAGAGAGAGAGAGAGAGAGAGAGAGAGAGAGAGAGAGAGAGAGAGAGAGAGAGAGAGAGAGAGAGAGAGAGAGAGAGAGAGAGAGAGAGAGAGAGAGAGAGAGAGAGAGAGAGAGAGAGAGAGAGAGAGAGAGAGAGAGAGAGAGAGAGAGAGAGAGAGAGAGAGAGAGAGAGAGAGAGAGAGAGAGAGAGAGAGAGAGAGAGAGAGAGAGAGAGAGAGAGAGAGAGAGAGAGAGAGAGAGAGAGAGAGAGAGAGAGAGAGAGAGAGAGAGAGAGAGAGAGAGAGAGAGAGAGAGAGAGAGAGAGAGAGAGAGAGAGAGAGAGAGAGAGAGAGAGAGAGAGAGAGAGAGAGAGAGAGAGAGAGAGAGAGAGAGAGAGAGAGAGAGAGAGAGAGAGAGAGAGAGAGAGAGAGAGAGAGAGAGAGAGAGAGAGAGAGAGAGAGAGAGAGAGAGAGAGAGAGAGAGAGAGAGAGAGAGAGAGAGAGAGAGAGAGAGAGAGAGAGAGAGAGAGAGAGAGAGAGAGAGAGAGAGAGAGAGAGAGAGAGAGAGAGAGAGAGAGAGAGAGAGAGAGAGAGAGAGAGAGAGAGAGAGAGAGAGAGAGAGAGAGAAUGGAUUGAGGAGGGAUUGA